This is a messenger RNA of Mesoplodon densirostris (Blainville's beaked whale), 8024 nucleotides long. RefSeq names its product ubiquitin protein ligase E3 component n-recognin 2 (gene UBR2). Gene Ontology annotation, cellular component: cytoplasm; ubiquitin ligase complex. Bases 337 to 5694 code for a protein of 1785 amino acids. Gene Ontology annotation, molecular function: zinc ion binding; ubiquitin protein ligase activity. The transcript is spliced from 48 exons. Gene Ontology annotation, biological process: ubiquitin-dependent protein catabolic process via the N-end rule pathway. Lineage: Eukaryota; Metazoa; Chordata; Mammalia; Artiodactyla; Ziphiidae. The record is from RefSeq and is a predicted model, not a curated record.
UCGCCUUUUGGGUGUUGUUGCCCCUUUCCCGGAGCGGGACGCGGUAGAAGCGGGCAAGAGUGCCAGGCCUGGGUUCUCUGUGUCCUUACCCGGGGCAGGGACGAGGCAGUGACUUGACUCUGGGCGCAGAGCCCGGGAGGGAGCGCAGGACGCGCCGUCCCUUCUGCCUGGCUCACCUCACACUACUCUCCUUCUUUUCCACCCGCGGCCGCCUGGGUGGCUCGGGACCGACCGCCCCGGGCAGCGGUGGCCGUCUCGGCCGCCGGGGCUGUGGCGAGGCCGCGGCCCUCGGGGCGGCGGUAGCGGCGCCAGCGCUGGGGAGGCGAAGGAGGGAAGAUGGCGUCGGAGCUGGAGCCCGAGGUGCAGGGCCCAGACCGGAGUUUGCUGGAAUGUUCGGCUGAGGAGACCGCGGGGAAAUGGCUGCAAGCAACUGACCUCACUAGAGAAGUGAACCAGCAUUUGGCUCACUAUGUACCCAAAAUCUACUGCAGGGGUCCCAACCCUUUUCCACAGAAAGAAGACAUGUUGGCACACCAAGUUUUGUUGGGACCAAUGGAAUGGUACCUUUGUGGUGAAGAUCCUGAGUUGGGAUUUUCAAAACUUGAACAAACAAACAAACCUUCUCAUCUUUGUGGUCGUGUUUUUAAAGUGGGAGAACCUACAUACUCUUGCAGAGACUGUGCAGUUGAUCCAACUUGUGUUUUAUGCAUGGAGUGCUUUUUGGGAAGUAUUCACAGAGACCAUCGAUAUAGGAUGACAACAUCAGGAGGUGGAGGUUUCUGUGACUGUGGUGAUACUGAAGCUUGGAAAGAGGGUCCUUACUGUCAGAAACAUGAACUUAACACCUCUGAAAUUGAGGAAGAAGAGGAUCCUCUUGUGCAUUUAUCAGAAGAUGUGAUAGCAAGAACUUAUAACAUUUUUGCUAUUAUGUUUCGGUAUGCAGUAGAGAUAUUAACCUGGGAAAAGGAAAGUGAAUUGCCACCAGAUUUAGAGAUGGUAGAGAAGAGUGAUACCUACUAUUGCAUGCUGUUUAAUGAUGAGGUUCAUACCUAUGAACAAGUUAUUUAUACUCUUCAGAAAGCUGUUAACUGUACACAAAAAGAAGCCAUUGGCUUUGCAACUACAGUAGAUCGAGAUGGACGUAGGUCUGUUCGAUAUGGAGACUUCCAGUAUUGUGAACAAGCAAAAUCAGUAAUUGUGAGAAAUACCAGUAGACAGACAAAGCCACUCAAAGUUCAAGUUAUGCAUUCGUCUAUUGUCGCACAUCAGAAUUUUGGUUUGAAACUUUUGUCUUGGCUGGGAAGUAUUAUUGGAUAUUCAGAUGGUCUUCGCCGAAUUUUAUGUCAAGUUGGUUUACAAGAAGGGCCAAAUGGUGAAAACUCUUCUCUAGUGGAUAGGUUGAUGCUUAGUGAUUCCAAAUUGUGGAAAGGUGCUAGGAGUGUGUAUCAUCAGUUGUUCAUGAGCAGUCUACUUAUGGAUUUGAAAUACAAGAAACUGUUUGCUGUUCGAUUUGCAAAGAACUAUGAGCGUUUGCAGAGUGAUUAUGUGACAGAUGACCACGACAGAGAGUUUUCAAUCGCAGACCUCUCGGUUCAGAUUUUCACAGUCCCUUCACUUGCUCGGAUGCUCAUCACAGAAGAAAACCUAAUGACCAUUAUCAUUAAGACGUUUAUGGAUCAUUUGAGACAUCGAGAUGCCCAGGGCAGGUUUCAGUUUGAACGAUAUACUGCUUUACAAGCCUUCAAGUUUAGGAGAGUUCAGAGCCUUAUUUUAGAUCUUAAGUAUGUGUUAAUUAGCAAACCAACUGAAUGGUCAGACGAUCUGAGGCAGAAGUUCCUAGAAGGAUUUGAUGCCUUUUUGGAAUUACUCAAAUGUAUGCAGGGAAUGGAUCCAGUUACACGUCAAGUAGGACAGCAUAUUGAAAUGGAACCAGAGUGGGAAGCAGCCUUCACACUACAAAUGAAAUUAACACAUGUCAUUUCAAUGAUGCAGGACUGGUGUGCUUUAGAUGAAAAAGUAUUAAUUGAAGCUUACAAGAAAUGCCUUGCUGUAUUGACGCAGUGUCACGGUGGUUUUACUGAUGGUGAACAGCCAGUCACAUUAAGCAUUUGUGGACAUUCAGUGGAAACUAUCAGAUACUGUGUUUCCAAAGAAAAAGUUAGCAUUCACCUUCCAGUUUCUCGGUUACUUGCAGGUUUGCAUGUAUUGGUAAGCAAAAGUGAAGUGGCAUAUAAAUUUCCAGAGCUCCUACCUCUAAGUGAACUUAGCCCACCCAUGUUGAUAGAACACCCUCUUAGAUGCCUUGUUUUAUGUGCCCAAGUACAUGCAGGAAUGUGGAGAAGAAAUGGUUUCUCUCUUGUAAAUCAAAUUUAUUACUACCACAAUGUGAAAUGCAGACGUGAAAUGUUUGACAAGGAUAUAGUAAUGCUUCAGACAGGUGUCUCCAUGAUGGAUCCAAAUCAUUUCCUGAUGAUAAUGCUUAGCCGCUUUGAACUUCACCAGAUUUUCAGUACUCCAGACUAUGGAAAAAAAAUUAGUUCUGAGACUACUCAUAAGGAUUUAGUUCAGCAGAACAACACUCUAAUAGAAGAGAUGCUCUACCUCAUUAUAAUGCUUGUUGGAGAGAGAUUUAGUCCUGGAGUUGGACAGGUAAAUGCUACAGAUGAGAUUAAACGAGAGAUUAUCCAUCAGUUGAGCAUCAAACCUAUGGCUCAUAGUGAAUUGGUAAAGUCUUUACCUGAAGAUGAGAACAAGGAAACUGGCAUGGAGAGUGUAAUUGAAGCAGUUGCCCAUUUCAAGAAACCUGGAUUAACAGGACGAGGCAUGUAUGAACUGAAACCAGAAUGUGCCAAAGAGUUCAAUUUGUAUUUCUAUCACUUUUCAAGGGCAGAGCAGUCCAAGGCAGAGGAAGCCCAACGGAAAUUGAAAAGACAAAAUAAGGAAGAUACAGCACUUCCACCUCCAGUUUUGCCCCCAUUCUGCCCUCUGUUUGCAAGUCUGGUUAACAUUUUGCAGUCAGAUGUCAUGUUGUUAAUCAUGAGAACAGUAUUGCAAUGGACUGUAGAACAUAACGGACAUGUCUGGUCUGAGUCCAUGCUGCAAAGGGUGUUACAUUUAAUUGGAAUGGCACUACAAGAAGAAAAACAGCAUUUAGAGAACGUCAUGGAGGAGCAUGUAGUAACAUUUACCUUCACUCAGAAGAUAUCGAAACCUGGUGAAGCACCAAACAACUCUCCUAGCAUACUAGCUAUGCUGGAAACACUACAAAAUGCUCCCUACCUAGAAGUCCACAAAGAUAUGAUUAGGUGGAUAUUAAAGACUUUUAAUGCCAUUAAGAAGAUAAGGGAGAGUUCAUCCACCAGUCCUGUGGCAGAGACAGAAGGAACCAUAAUGGAAGAGAGUUCGAGAGACAAAGACAAAGCUGAGAGGAAGAGAAAAGCUGAGAUUGCCAGACUGCGCAGAGAAAAGAUCAUGGCCCAGAUGUCUGAGAUGCAGCGGCACUUUAUUGAUGAGAACAAAGAACUCUUUCAGCAGACAUUAGAACUGGAUGCCUCUAUCUCUGCUGUUCUUGAUAAUAGCCCUAUGGUUUCAGAUAUGACUCAUACGGCAUUGGGCCCAGCACAAACUCGGGUCCCUGAACAAAGACAAUUUGUUACCUGUAUAUUGUGUCAAGAAGAGCAAGAGGUCAAGGUGGAAAGCAGGGCAAUGGUCCUGGCAGCAUUUGUUCAGAGAUCAACUGUAUUAUCAAAAAACAGAAGUAAAUUCAUUCAGGAUCCAGAAAAAUAUGAUCCAUUAUUCAUGCACCCUGAUCUGUCUUGUGGAACACAUACUGGUAGCUGUGGGCACAUUAUGCAUGCCCAUUGUUGGCAAAGGUAUUUUGAUUCCGUUCAAGCUAAAGAACAGCGAAGGCAACAGAGAUUACGCUUACAUACAAGCUAUGAUGUAGAAAAUGGAGAAUUCCUUUGUCCCCUUUGUGAAUGCUUGAGUAAUACUGUUAUUCCUCUGCUGCUUCCUCCAAGAAAUAUUUUUAAUAGCAGGUUACAUUUUUCAGACCAACCAAAUCUGACUCAGUGGAUUAGAACAAUAUCUCAGCAAAUAAAAGCAUUACAGGUUCUUAGGAAAGAAGAAAAUACUCCUAAUACUGCCUUAUCAAAGAAUUUAGAAAAUGUGGAUGAAUUGCAGCUCCCUGAAGGAUUUAGGCCUGAUUUUCAUCCUAAGAAUCCUUAUUCUGAAAGCAUAAAAGAAAUGCUAACAACAUUUGGAACUGCUACUUAUAAGGUGGGACUAAAGGUUCAUCCCAAUGAAGAGGAUCCCCGUGUCCCCAUAAUGUGCUGGGGUAGUUGUGCGUACACCAUCCAAAGCAUAGAAAGAAUUUUAAAUGAUGAAGAUAAACCGUUGUUCAGUCCUUUGCCUUGCAGACUGUUUGGCUUCACCACCACCACCCCUCACCAACACUGUCUCACUUUUCGGAAACACCUCUUGCCAAGUUCACCAAAUGAUCUCAUUAUCAUUGAUGACUGUCUUAGGUCACUAACAAGAUUUGCUGCAGCACAUUGGACAGUGGCAUCACUUUCAGUGGUACAAGGACACUUUUGUAAACUUUUUGCAUCCUUGGUGCCUGGUGACAACCACGGAGACCUUCCAUGCAUAUUAGAUAUCGACAUGUUUCAUUUAUUGGUGGGCUUGGUGCUCGCCUUCCCGGCAUUGCAGUGUCAAGAUUUUUCAGGGAUCAGCCUUGGCACUGGGGACCUUCACAUUUUCCAUCUGGUUACUAUGGCACACAUCAUACAGAUCUUACUUACCUCACGUACAGAAGAGAAUGGCAUGGAUCAAGAAAAUGCUUCUGGGGAAGAAGAAUUAGCAGUUCUUGCUUUGUAUAAAACACUUCACCAGUAUACAGGAAGUGCCUUGAAAGAAAUGCACUCUGGUUGGCAUCUGUUGAGGAAUGUCAGAGCUGGAAUCAUGCCUUUCCUGAGGUGUUCUGCUUUGUUUUUCCAUUACUUAAAUGGAGUUCCUUCGCCACCUGAAAUUCAAGCUACUGGAACAAGCCAUUUUGAACAUUUAUGUAACUAUCUUUCCCUGCCAAACAACUUCAUUUGCCUUUUUCAAGAAAAUAAGGAGAUAAUGAAGUUACUGAUUGAAAGUUGGUGUCAUAACACUGAAGUUAAGAGAUACCUGGAAGGUGAAAGAGACGCUAUAAGCUAUCCAAGAGAAUCUAACAAAUUAAUAGACCUUCCAGAGGAUUACAGCAGCCUCAUUAAUCAAGCAUCUAAUUUCUUGUGCCCGAAAUCAGGUGGUGACAAGAGCAGAGCCCCAACUCUGUGCCUUGUAUGUGGAACUCUGCUGUGCUCCCAGAGCUACUGCUGUCAGACGGAGUUGGAAGGGGAGGACGUGGGAGCUUGCACCGCCCACACCUACUCCUGUGGUUCUGGGGUGGGCAUCUUCCUGAGAGUACGGGAAUGUCAAGUGCUAUUUUUAGCUGGCAAAACCAAAGGCUGUUUUUAUUCUCCUCCUUACCUUGAUGACUAUGGGGAGACUGACCAGGGACUCAGACGGGGAAAUCCUUUACAUUUGUGCAGAGAGCGAUUUAAGAAGAUUCAGAAGCUCUGGCACCAGCACAGUAUCACAGAGGAAAUUGGACAUGCACAGGAAGCAAAUCAGACACUGGUUGGCAUUGACUGGCAACAUUUAUAAUUACUUCACUACCAAAUACAUAAAUUUGGAUUUUUGUAACCCAGUUCGCUUUUCAAGAAAGAGAAUAGGAAAUAGGUUCUACUGAAUUUGGAAAUAAAUUCUUUAUUUAAGCUUUUCUUCCCAGUUUUAUUUUUAUAGUUUCUGGCUCCAGAGACUGAUGAAAAUCAUCUUCUGUCAGCAGAUUUUCUUGCAUUGUUUGCUGUGUACUUCAAACGUAACUUCUUGAAUUUUAGAAUCCAGGAAGGAGCUUCUCUUCCUGGGCUGGACUCAACCCCUUUGUGGGCAUCUGACUGCAUUUGACUGUUCCCAGUAGUCUGAGCCGUGUCACAUUACUGAACACAGGGAACUCCAGGCCUGAAGCUGAUGCAACAGCAGCUGGAAACAAAGUCUCUGGUCUUUGGGGGUCACACUUCCUGAUCCCUCUCAGUGACUCUCAGCGUUGGGCCUGGGUCAGUGUCCCCACAGCUGAUGGGACCCUACCUCUAAGCAAAACAGUGGAUUUCAAAAGUGGCAUUCCCUUGUCUCUACCGGCUGUGAGGGGGUUGCGGGACUCUCAUGCUGGAGGAACCUGUGGGAAGAAGGAGAGAAGGUGGUGUCUUUGUGUGCUGGGUGAUUUUCAGGGCUAUACAAGGUGGGAUUCCCCCGCCCCCCCCCCCUUUUUUUGGCAAGACUUUUGGCUUUGAGGAAAAAAACUCAUAUUAAAGGGCUUAUUGAAAACUUAAGAGUAUCCUAAUUUUUCAGAUGAUAUAGUCUCUUAUUUCUUUUUUUUUUUUUUUUUUUUUUUUUUCUUUUUGUGGUAUGCGGGCCUCUUACUGUUGUGGCCUCUCCCGUUGCGGAGCACAGGCUCCGGACGCGCAGGCCCAGCGGCCAUGGCUCACGGGCCCAGCCGCUCCGCGGCAUAUGGGAUCCUCCCAGACCGGGGCACGAACCCGUAUCCCCUGCAUCGGCAGGCGGACUCUUAACCACUGCGCCACCAGGGAGGCCCUAGUCUCUUAUUUCUAAGACUAAGUUGAAAGAGUGUAUACAUCUAGAAUCAAACACUAGCAAAAAAAUGAGAAUUCAGUGUUUUAAAAUUCCCUCACCCCCACCCCUUCCAGCAUUUCCUGGAAUAGAUGAAUUGCUGUUUACCUGCUGGCUCACUUAGUACAUUUCUGGGACACCUGUGUGCCCAGGCUUUUUAUUAUUUUUAAACAUUAUUGUUCUUACUAAGAGGUGCCUUCCUAGAAUGAUAGCCGCUUAGUAAAAUAGUUUAUAACCAUGACAUGCCAUGUACCACUCUUGUGUGAGACACGUGCUGAGAGAGCUUGGGUACAUGGAGAGUGGUGGCAGAUUUGGUGGAAGAAUAAAUACAGAGCCUCUCUGAGGUGAGGCUAAGGGAUAAAUGAAUAAUUAGAGGCUCUUGGAUUUUUUUAAGCCAAUGAAAAUAACCCUUUCACUCAGUUUUCUUUGAACUCUGCAUCUAAAAGUUCCAUCCUGCUCAGCUUUGCACACUCCACGGUACACCCAGGAGGAAGGUUGGAAAUCCAGACUUUCAGCUAAAGUAAGUGGAGAUGUAGAAGCCACACUCACUGCUUCUCCAGGGUGGUGUGUGAAGAGCCCCUUCCUCUGAAAGGAUGACCUUGACCCUUUUUGCCUGGGACUGAGUCACCCAUCUGAGAGGAAGCGCUUCUCACCCAAGAGGAAGAAAAUCUGCUUUCGAACACAGCGCUCGCCCCCCUUUCCUGGCCUUCCUUCCAUUCAUAAGAUCUGGUGGUAUGGGCUGUGGAUGGCAUCGUGAUUUUAAUGUUUAUUUUGGCCUUUGUCACAUCCUCAUUCCUUUAGCUUUUAAGUUCAGCUUCUUUUGGCUUUUCUCCAGUUGUUAACCAAGCUUAAAUUUAGAAUGAUAAGACCAGGUUUCUCCCUCUGUAGUUGAAUUUAUAAACAUGUUCACCAAAUCAUAACAAUACUUCAGCUUUCAGAGCUGAUUUCAUACAAGCCUGUUGUUAGCAGAGGGUGUCCCUGGAUUCCAUUCUCUGAGAAUGUCAGGGAGUCAGAGAAGAUGAAUUUACAUGAGAUAGCAACACAUGCGCCCUUUUAUCUUCUGGUGUGUGUAUCAUUAAUCUAAUUGUCUUCCCUAACUAACGAAUCAUCUUAGUCUUAUGAUUUGUUCCGCAUGUAUUAUGUUUAUUGUAGAAAUGUUUAUAUAACAUGCUUUCCAUAUCAGGGAAAAUCAUAUCUGUUUAAAAAAUUGGCUAAAACUUUAUUAUCUGUGGACAACUUGUAAAAUUUGGAAUGUAGCAUAUGUAAAAAGUUUAAAGAUAUCCAAAUAAAUGCUUUAGGUGUUGACAUUA